ACACGACGUGGCAAGUAAAUAGUUCACUUCCUUGACUGUGACUUCUGUUUGAAACAGUCACGUCUUUCGGCGAGAAAGCAGUCCGUGGUUUGUGUUAUUUGUCUGUAAUUCCUCACAGAUUGGUGUCGCUGUGUUCUUGUUCUUCAUGAGGCUUUAGCUGCUCGGUGGAGGAUGUCUGGUCUGGCGCUGCUGCUGUUUGUUGGCGGACUGCUGUUGGUGUGUGCUAACAGAGGAAGCUAUCCCUCCUUCACAGACGAAGUCCCGUUUAAAAUCAGCUGGCCAGGAGCUGAAUUCACGCUGCCAACAUCUGGUGGACUUUACAACGAGGAUGACUUUGUGAUUAUGACAACAACUGAGAAAGAGAAGUACAAAUGUCUCUUACCGUCGCUGACAGCUGGAGAGCAGGACGAUGAUAAAGAGUAUGUUGGUCCUAGUCCGGGGAAACUGCUGGAGCCGCUAUUCAAACGGAACAGCUGCUCCUACAGGAUUGAAUCCUAUUGGACAUAUGAAGUGUGCCAUGGAAAGCAUGUAAGGCAGUAUCAUGAAGAGAAGGAGACUGAUCAGAAAGUCAGUGUUCAAGAGUACUUUCUAGGAAAAAUGGCACCAAAAAGCAGAUCUGCAGAAAUGGAUAAAGUUGAAGACUCUGAAAGUGCCAAAUCUGAAGAUGAAUUUGAGGUGCCCACUAAGAACAUAGAAGGUCAGCUGACUCCAUACUACUUGGUGGAACUGGGUAAUGGAACGCCAUGUGUACUGAAGCAGAAUGAACCUCGCUCCACGUCUGUGCUGUACGUCUGUCAACCAGAGGCCAAACACGAAAUCCUUACUAUUUCUGAGGUCACUACCUGUGAAUAUGAGGUGGUGGUGUUGACACCGCUCCUCUGUGCACACCCAAAGUACAGGUUCAGGUCUUCCCCUGUGAACGCCAUCUUCUGCCAGGCCCUGGCAGGCUCCCCUUUGAAGCCUCAGCGGCUCGAACAGUUGGACAAGGAGCAAGAGGAGCAACUCAAACCACAUUUCAGCACCACCUCUGAAAUCAGGGAGGAGGUGUCACCAGUUAGAGAGGAUGCCUUCACCGCCACUCACAAGCCCAUGACUGUCGGUGGGCAGUCUCAGAUCACUGUCGGCACCACGCAUAUUUCUCGUUUGACGGAUGACCAACUAAUCAAGGAGUUCCUCAGCGGCUCCUACUGUCUGCACGGGGGAGUGGGCUGGUGGAAAUAUGAAUUCUGUUACGGAAAAUACGUCCAUCAGUAUCAUGAGGACAAAGAGCAUGGAAAGAAUAUUAUCGUGGUAGGAAACUGGAAUGCUGACGAACACAUGGACUGGGCCAAGAAGAAUGUCGCACGCUCUUACCACUUCAAGGAUGAUGGAGUGCAGAAAGUCAAGUUGGUUUCCCAUUUUUACGGCCAUGGUGAUGUUUGUGACUUGACAGGGAAACCCAGACAGGUCAUUGUCAAGCUGAAAUGUAAGGAGUCAGAGUCUCCUCAUGCUGUCACCGUGUACAUGCUGGAGCCUCAGACUUGUCAGUAUGUCCUUGGGGUUGAGUCUCCAGUCAUAUGCAGAAUUCUUGACACAGCUGAUGAACAUGGUCUUCUGUCGCUCUCCAGUUAAACUUACUGUGAUCACAUGACAGAAGGACGCAUGAAGGACAUGCAGAGGACAGCUGCAGAGACGUCCACUUGAAAACAGAACAUUGAUCAGUAAAUUUAAAUAUGUGAUGGGGGAAAGGAGAUGGCCAUCACACCGCAAUAAAAGUGAUUAAAGCGGUAAAGAAUGCACCAAGUCCUCAGUCGGCCGGUGGUUAACCUGUGCAGCAAGCCUAAUGUGACAGGUUUAUUCAGACUUUUAAGAAAAUGCAGUGAAAUGGGGGUUUGCUGCUCCAAAGAGAGCUUAUAACCCAUAUUUGUUUGUGCUUUACAUAGUGUAAGUGAAGCAAAGAAUGAGGCAGUUUGUGGGCGUUAUGGAAAUCCAAAGUAUUUGGGGCGGGUUUAUUGUUUUUGUGGUGUGUGUGUAAGUGAGUGUGAGAGAUAUAAAAAUGCGGUUUGACUGGAGCACUUUGCACUUGAAAACAUGAUGAAAAGGGUCACUGCAGCAGUGACGACGUGAAUUUGCAGAUUGAGUGUAAUUUAUGAGUUCAGGGAUGUUGUGAAAUGGUGGAAAACCUGGGUAAAAAUGACAAGUUGA
Molecule: messenger RNA, 2184 nt
Organism: Thalassophryne amazonica
Lineage: Eukaryota; Metazoa; Chordata; Actinopteri; Batrachoidiformes; Batrachoididae
Gene: erlec1
Product: endoplasmic reticulum lectin 1
Exons: 14
Coding region: 172-1611 (479 amino acids)
Biological process (GO): retrograde protein transport, ER to cytosol; endoplasmic reticulum unfolded protein response
Cellular component (GO): endoplasmic reticulum lumen
Source: RefSeq, a predicted model, not a curated record